This is a messenger RNA of Brassica napus (rape), 642 nucleotides long. RefSeq lists its product as uncharacterized. The transcript is spliced from 2 exons. Lineage: Eukaryota; Viridiplantae; Streptophyta; Magnoliopsida; Brassicales; Brassicaceae. The record is from RefSeq and is a predicted model, not a curated record. Bases 1 to 642 code for a protein of 213 amino acids.
AUGCUAGCUCUUCCGACUUAUGGCAUAUCUACUUUCCUGCUCCCUUUGGAGAUAUGUGAAAACCUAGCUAGUGCCAUCGCACAAUUCUGGUGGAGUUCAGAUCCACCAAAAAGAGGAAUACACUGGGCGAAAUGGGAAAAAGUAUGUCUACCAAGAAAGGAGGGUGAGAUUGGGUUUCGUAUGAUCCAUGAGGUCAAUCUGGCAUUGUUGGCAAAACAACUAUGGAGGCUAGUUCAAUUUCCGAACUCAUUGGUUGCCCGGGUCUUAAGGGGAAGAUACUACAGAUUAAGUUCGCCACUAAGAGUAAAUUCUGCUAGUAGACCAUCCUAUGUGUGGACUAGUAUUUCUGCUGCAAGGAAGUUGCUUCUACUGGGAAUCAGACAGAAGAUACACUCAGGUUAUGAAGUUAAGGUGGGGGAGGAUCCAUGGAUCCCAACGACCCCAGCGAGGCCAGCUAUCCCUGUUGCGCCAGUUAUGCAUCCCAAUAUGAGAGUCAUCGAUCUCAUUAAUCAUGCAGCGAAGGAUUGGGAUGUUGGACUUUUGGAAAACUAUGUCAAUCUUGAUGACAUACCGCUCAUAAGAAUUGUUAACUGGUCAUGUGGUAGUAACAAGGAACUUAGAAAGACGCAAUAUGAGAUGUGA